Mycena indigotica is the source of this 1218-nucleotide messenger RNA. Its product is annotated as DNA replication licensing factor MCM7. Gene Ontology annotation, biological process: double-strand break repair via break-induced replication; DNA strand elongation involved in DNA replication; DNA replication. The record is from RefSeq and is a predicted model, not a curated record. Gene Ontology annotation, molecular function: single-stranded DNA helicase activity; single-stranded DNA binding; ATP binding. The coding region runs from base 1 to 1218 and encodes 405 amino acids. The transcript is spliced from 10 exons. Gene Ontology annotation, cellular component: MCM complex; nucleus. Lineage: Eukaryota; Fungi; Basidiomycota; Agaricomycetes; Agaricales; Mycenaceae.
AUGUCGUUGCUCCCCUACCACAAUCCGCACAACUAUGAAUCAGAAAAGCCCAACCGCGAACAAGAGAAGCUCGUCGUCCAACUGGAGGACAUAUGGCACUCCUCGGACAAUGACCAAGUAAAAACUCUUGUCCGCGAAGUCGUCGACGAUCUGCUGCGUCUAAAUCCUCCCACCAAAGACAUCAGCGAUAAGGACGAGAUCAUAUUCUCCGACGAUUGUGAUAAUCUUUACUUCAAACCACUGCUCAGCGACGUUGCUCUCGCCGUCCAUGAAGUGCAUAGUGCCCAUAUUGGACAUCUCAUCACUGUUCGUGGGAUCGUGACCAGAGUAUCAGAGGUCAAACCACUACUACAAGUCAACGCCUACCCUUGCGACGUUUGUGGAUCGGAAACAUUCCAAGAGGUCACAAACAAGACUUUCGCGCCACUCUACGACUGUGGCAACACCGAGGAUCCGUUCCAAGAACUCAAAAUCCAAGAGAUCGCUGACCAAGUUCCUGUUGGCCACAUCCCCCGUUCCAUGACGGUCCACGUCGGCGGGAGCCUUACACGCCUUAUGAACCCUGGCGAUGAGGUUCAUCUUGGUGGUAUUUUCCUCCCCUCCCCUACACCGGUUUCCAAGCCAUUCGUGCUGGGCUUCUCACGGACACAUACCUUGACGUACAUGACGUUCACCAACAAAAUUAAACAAUAUCGCGACAUGGAGACAACACCAGAGCUCGAAGCGAAGAUGGAGCAGCUCCACGCAGGGGACGGCUUAUACAACAAACUGGCCGAAAGCAUCGCUCCUGAAAUUUAUGGCCACUCGGACAUCAAGAAAGCGCUUCUGCUCUUACUGGUUGGAGGGGUUACGAAAGUUACUGGUGACGGGAUGAAGAUUCGUGGCGACAUCAAUAUUUGUCUUAUGGUACAUCUCCAAAAUUGCCCCUCGGGGAUGUACACGACCGGUGAAGGCUCUUCUGGUGUUGGUUUGACCGCGGCCGUUAUGCGUGAUCCUGUUACAGACGAAAUGGUCCUCGAGGGUGGCGCACUUGUGCUUGCGGACAAUGGAAUUUGCUGCAUCGACGAAUUCGACAAGAUGGACGACUCUGAUCGUACUGCCAUCCAUGAAGUGAUGGAGCAACAAACCAUCUCCAUCUCCAAAGCCGGCAUCUCGACCACCCUCAAUGCCCGCACCUCGAUUCUUGCAGCAUGCCAAUCCUCUGUACGGUCGGUAUAA